GUUUGCAUCAGUACUUGGGAACCCUUGUCCGCGCGUUGCUGCACCUCCCCACAGUGCGUUCGCAGACUCCUUUUUACCAGGUGAUGACGGGGGGGAAAUAUCGCUCCUGAAUAAAAAAAAAACAACAACAAAACAACGAGAUUUCAUUUUAAAAACUCUAAAGUCGGAAUCAAUGUAUGAUGGAGACACGUCUCGGUUGCUGCUUUUUGAUGAUUUUUUUCUCUGAGUGGAUUUGUCUGUUCUCAUUAACUUCCAUCCUGGGCGGAACAAAGGCGGAGGUAAGGUGCAUUCCCCGGUGCCAGCUGCCGCGCGUCGCGGCGGCACCCCGGGAAAGAACGAACCUGGAGCGGGCAGAUUUUGACGCAGCUCCCGGUGAAGAAUUUGACGUCUUUGGCGAGGAGCCGUUCAGCGCCAGCGGAGAGGAAGAGCUCGCCGCUGCGGAAUUAACCGCGAGUGAAGAAAGUUCAUUCGAAGUACAGCCGCGGCUGGCGGAGAACGAGACAAGUGGUCCGCAGAGACACGGGGACCAUCGAAAACUUUCCCACCCUCCCCCGAGUGCUUCAAGUGCCUCUGGCCCCUUUCCUAAUAACGCAAGCGGGGAAAGAGAUACCAGAUUAAACUUGACUGGGGACGGAGAUGCUUUCGCUUUGAGAGCGCGAAGGAGCGCAGAAACAUGGUCCGAAUUCCGAGGCGGAGGUUUAGAGGAUACUUCGGUUUCUGACCAGGAGGAGUUUGAGCUCACGAGUUCAACAUUUCCACUCGCCGGGGACACAGCUCACAACCAGGCGAUGGUGCACUGGUCCGGACAAAACAGCAGCGUGAUACUCAUGUUGACGAAAUACUACGACUUCAACUCUGGCAGAGUCACUGAGAGUUCUUUGUGGAGGUCAACUGAUUAUGGCACCACGUAUGAAAAACUUAAUGAGAAAGUGGGGACCAGGAGCAUACUGAGCUACCUGUAUGUGAGUCCGAACAACAAAAGGAAGAUCAUGUUACUAACUGACCCAGAGGUGGAGAGCAGCCUGCUUAUUAGCCUUGACGAGGGGGCGUCCUAUCAGAAACACAGCUUAGGCUUUGAUAUCCUCAGCCUGCUUUUCCACCCGGAGCAAGAGGACUGGAUCCUGGCUUACAGCCAUGACCAAAAGCUCUAUGUCUCCAUUGAGUUUGGGAGGAGAUGGCAGCUUGUGCACAACAACGUUGUUCCCAACCGAUUCUACUGGUCCAGACUGGGUCUAGACAAAGACCAAGGGAUGAUUCACCUCGAGAUCACUGUCUCAGAUGGACGGUCGCAGUAUAUAACUUGCAAACUUCAGAACUGCUCAGACGGAAACAAGGGCAAGCCUUUCCCCGGAUUUAUAAUCCCAAACUCCCUGGUGGUGCAGGAUGAAUACGUUUUCAUCCAGGUGUCAGUCAGUGGCCAGGCUGUCCAUUAUGUGUCAUAUAAAAGAAACGCUUUUUACCCAAUGAAGCUUCCCAAAUACACCCUCCCUAAGGACCUGCAGAUAAUCAGCACGGACGAAAACCAGGUGGUGGCAGCGAUUCAGGACUGGAACCAGAACGAUUCGUACAACCUCUACAUGUCUGACUACAGAGGGCUCUUCUUCACACUGAUGCUGGAGGAUGUUGUGAGCACCGGUGGUCCAGAGGACAAUGUUAUGAUAGACCUCUAUGAGGUUGCCGGGAUUAAAGGAGUGUUCCUGUCAAAUAAAGUUGUUGAGAACCAAGUCAAAACUUAUAUCACGUACAACAAGGGCAGAGACUGGCGUCUUCUUCAGGCUCCUACAACCGAUCUCCAGGGAAACAAGGUCUAUUGUGAGCAACCAUACUGCUCGUUGCAUCUGCACCUUCAUGUCUCAGAGAACCCUUACGCCUCGGGAAACAUUGUCAGCAAAGAUACGGCUCCGGGAGUUAUAAUAGCGUCAGGUGUGGUUGGCCCAGAGUUAAGCAGUGUGAAUGUCAGUAUCUUCAUCACAACUGAUGCUGGAAAUACCUGGAGAGAGGUUUUUCAGGAAGAGUACAGCGUGUUUUUCCUGAAUCAAGGAGGAUCUCUGGUGGCCAUCCGACACACACCUCUGCCAAUUAGACACAUUUGGCUGAGUUUUGAUGAGGGCAGAAACUGGGACAAAUAUAGCUUCACCUCCUCACCGCUCUAUGUUGAUGGGGUGCUGGGGGAGCCUGGAGAGGACAUCCUCAUAAUGACGAUAUUUGGUCAUUUUAGCCAUCGAUCUGAAUGGCAACUUCUCAAGAUUGACUUCCGGCCUAUAUUUGGUAGGCGGUGCACAUCUGAGGACUACAUCACAUGGCAGUUAGACAAUGAGGGGGAAGUGUGCAUCAUGGGAAUGAAGAGAAUCUUCCAAAAACUGAGAGCAAACGUUCGAUGUGUCAAGGCCAGAGAUCAGUAUAUUUCUCAGAUGUCAGACUCCUGCCCAUGCACAGAGGCAGAUUUUGAGUGUGACUAUGGGUUUGAGAGGCAAGUCGACGGGAGCUGCACUUCUGCGUUCUGGUUCGUUCCGUCAACGUCAACUCGAGACUGUGUUACGGGGGACAGCUUCUUCAACACGACAGGAUAUCGCAAGGCUUUGUCAAACAACUGCACCGAGGGAAGUCUGCUGAAGUACAGCCCCAGGCAACAAAAGUGUCCCAGCCAGGCUCCCAGGGGUCUCCAGCUCUUCACCAGCGAGGGAACAUUUGUAGCAACACUGGGAAGAAAUGUCACCUUCUUGGUCUUUCUGGAAGAGGGUCUCGGCUCAAUGACAAGUAUAACAGUGGACUUCGGUGAUGGAACUGCCAUAUCUUACGUUAACAUCAGCUCCAUUGAUGAUGGGGUCAAGCACAUCUACAAUAAAGUUGGAAUCUACCAAGUUUCAGCUACAGCAAUCAACCAUCUUGGCUUUGACAGGGUCUUCCUUUACCUCCAUGUGUCCUGUCAGCUCGAGCAGGUGCAGCUUUCAGCUCCUUUGGUGGUCAUCAAGAACAAAGCAGUGAAUUUCACAACAACCCUUCGCCCAAAUAGUGUGGGGACGGUCACGUAUUUCUGGUGGCUCGAUAACAAGACAGAGCCACUUGUGACCCUGGAUGGAGAAAUCUCCUUCACUUUCUCCAAGGAGGGAAGUCACACUGUUACCGUUCAGGCUUUGGCUGGUAAUACUGUCCAUCAGGACCAAAUCAGUGUGGCCGUUUAUGAUUAUUUCAGGUCUCAUCCUUUGGUUUUCUCCUCUAAUCUGGAUGAUAUGAAUCCUGGAGUAUCUGAGUGGAGAGAAGACAUUGGCAGAGUUGUGAAGACCUGCAUAGUUCAGGUCACAGGGAUCAGCGAGGAUCAGCUCCUGGUCACGGUGCUUGCUGGUUUACCGACUACAGCCGAGGUGUUCAUUGUACCAGAGAGGAGGUCAAGAAACGGAGCCAUGAAUGAAAAGUGGGCGCACCUGGACCAGCUUUCUCAAGUUCUGCUGAGAGCUCUGAACCAAGAUCUGAUCGAGUUCACAGUCAAACCCGGCCUGCAGGUCAACGUGUACGCCACGCGGCUGUCUCCGGCUCCUCUUGUGGACAGCAGUGACAGUGGGCACAGCGGCACUGCAGUCAUCAUGCUCGUGUCAGUGGUGCUGAUGGGAUUGGCUAUCUUUAUGAUAUAUAAAUUCAAAAGAAAGAUCCCAGGCAUGAACACGUACACCACAGAGCAGCCUGACAAAGAACAAGAGGUCAUCCCUGCGGUGACCUCCAUCGCUGUCCCAAACCCCGAGGGGGAUGAGCUGACCUCUCUGGAUCAUGUGGAUGUACAACUGGACUCAAAAAGCAGAGGCUACCUGCCAUCUCACACAGACAUCAAGCUCUCUGAUGAAGCGCCCCAUGUGUUUUAAUGUUGGAAGUCUAUGACCGACUCGAAAGCAAUACAUCUUCUCUGGCAGUUACUUCCAGCAAGCUAGGAAGCUGCGGUCACAAUGAAUGGUCUCGAGUCUUUUGCUACCCAUGCAUGGAUGGACCAGUUCACACUGUGCUGCCUAAAUCCCUCCGAGGAGACUGUACAGAUUUAUACUUGCCUCUUGAAAAGGAACAAUUUUUUGACUGAAAUACUUGUAUUUUUGCAAGGACGUCGAUCUUUUUAUGUAAAUAAUGUACAUCCAUAAUGGAAGAAGUGAAAGUUAUUUGUCUCAGCUGGUUACAGCUGCAUCUGUUCAAAUAUGAAAACAUCAAAAAGCGGUACG
Fundulus heteroclitus (mummichog) is the source of this 4199-nucleotide messenger RNA. Its product is annotated as VPS10 domain-containing receptor SorCS1. Gene Ontology annotation, cellular component: Golgi apparatus; membrane. The coding region runs from base 177 to 3854 and encodes 1225 amino acids. Gene Ontology annotation, biological process: post-Golgi vesicle-mediated transport. The transcript is spliced from 27 exons. NCBI's taxonomy places the organism in Eukaryota, Metazoa, Chordata, Actinopteri, Cyprinodontiformes, Fundulidae. The record is from RefSeq and is a predicted model, not a curated record. Gene Ontology annotation, molecular function: protein binding.